Molecule: messenger RNA, 2543 nt
Organism: Polypterus senegalus (gray bichir)
Lineage: Eukaryota; Metazoa; Chordata; Cladistia; Polypteriformes; Polypteridae
Product: PI-PLC X domain-containing protein 1-like
Exons: 7
Coding region: 209-1174 (321 amino acids)
Biological process (GO): lipid metabolic process
Molecular function (GO): phosphoric diester hydrolase activity
Source: RefSeq, a predicted model, not a curated record
GGGACUAUCAUCUCUUCCACCCACUUAAGGAAUUUUUAGGAGGAAAAAAAUUCAAGUCGAAUGAGGAGGUUAUUGACGCUGUGCAAGAAUGUGUCAACAUGCAAUCAAAUGACUUGUACUCUUCUGGGAUUAAGAAGUUUCCUGAGCACUGGAACAAGGGUAUUGCAGUGGCUGGAGACUAUAUAUUAAAAUAGUGUAAUCUUCAAACAUGAGACAUAAAUGUAUGAUGCAUGAACACUUUAUAAAGGGCUACAAAUUUGAGGAUUGGAUGUCCAAACUUCCAGAGCAACUUUGGGAUAUUCCCUUAUAUAAUCUUGCAAUUCCAGGGAGUCAUGAUACCAUGAGUUACUGCCUGGAUAUUAACUCACCUAUUGAUAAGUCAGGACCCAAAAUCUUAAAACUUGCGGAUAAAAUAUUUCCAUGUUUUGUUCGGCCACAGAUUUACAAAUGGAGCACCACCCAGGAGAAAAAUAUUGUGGAACAGCUAGAUGCUGGUAUUCGAUACUUUGAUUUGAGGAUUAGCCACAAGGAUCAUGAUACAUCUAGCAACUUGUACUUUUCUCAUGGAUUAUACACGCUUCUGUCAGUUAAGGAGGUGCUGACAUUUAUUGCACAGUGGCUUGAAAAUCAUCAGAAGGAAGUGGUUAUUUUAGCAUGUAGCCAUUUUCAGGGAAUGACCGAAGACCUCCAUAAGCAUCUAAUUUCUUUGUUGAAGAACAUUUUUAAUGCCAAGCUUUGCCUGAAUUCAGACACAGUAACUCUGUGGAAUAUGUGGAAACUUGGCCACCAAGUUAUUGUUUCAUACGAUAAUCCAAUUGCUGAACAGCAUUGUGAGUUAUGGCCUGUAAUAUCUUAUUGGUGGGCAGACAGCAUGGAUCCAAAAGAUGUUGUGCAGUACAUGAUUAAUUUGCAAAAGAAUGGACGUCCAGGAACAUUUUUUGUGGCUGGCCUUAAUCUUACAGAAAAUUGGAAAUUUAUUUUGACUCAUCUCCGCAAGUCAAUGAAGACACUCACUUUAAAAGCCUAUCCUUUUUUAAUGAGCUGGGUUCGAAAACAGACUCCAGGAUCAGACAGAGCAUGUCUGAAUAUCAUUGCUGGUGAUUUUAUUGGGCUCUAUGAUAUGGUUCCUGAAAUCAUUUCUCUCAAUACAAAACUUUUGAUGAGCAUUACCUGAACACACACUAACUUGAUUCUGGAACAUAUGCCUCGUUUCAGGAAUGAAUAUGUGACAAAUGGCAGUACUAGUUUAUAUGAUUCUUUACAUCAUUAUUCUAAUGGGAGGUCAUGAAAUAUGUGUUAUAUGAGAAUGCUAUUUUGACAUUCCAUAAACAUGCACUUUAUUUUUCUUUGUCUUUUAGUAGCAACAUAGAUAAAAAAAAUGGGGUUGUAAGUAAAAUAAAAGUUGAAAAUAUUUUUAUUUACUUCCCUAUUUAAUUUUAAUCUGCUAAGUAAAUCAAGUUGGGAAUAUUAUUUGUGGACAACAUAUCACAGACUUCUAGAAGGCAGUAGAGUUCAGUCUCUCUUUUAUUCUGCAAGCAAGAAUGAGGUUUUAAUUAUGUUAUUCUACCUGACUGAAAUGUCAGAGCCAAAAUUUCCACAGAUUUAUAAAGUUUUUUAAUAAGUCGCCUGUGCCUAAAGUUACAAAAAUAAUUUAUAUGUACGAGUACUUUUAUUAAUAUAUUUCAGUUUAAUGGUGUACUUUGUGAAAUAUGUUAUUGAUCAUUUGAUUAGAUCUGUUUUGAUUGUGGAUAUACAUGCUGACUUAGUCCAGUAGUAUGAGAACUAUGUGGAGACUUUGUCAGCAUAGUCAAAGUGCCAACACUUAAAAAUGGCAACCCAAAGCUUACAUUAUACACCUUUGUAAAUUAUAAAAAAAGCCAAAAAAUCUUCACAGAGAUGGCAUGUAGUAUGUGACAUGUAAAUGUGUUUAUUUGUGAAUCAAGACAUAACUGAUAUGUUAUCAGGUGCUACAGCGGCUCGUACAAAUGUCUUCUGAACAAAUUUGGAAAUGCUAAUUUUAUUUUAGAUUUUAAACUAGUAAACUCCUAGUGCAGCAUGUCAUGUCCAUAAACAAAUAAGCCAUUGCUCAAAGUAUGUUUAAGUGGCCACUUAAUAAACAUUCCUUAUUACUGUACUCAUUAAGAAGCCACGGCAAGUGUUUAAGGAUAUACUGUAGCUUGCAAUGAGCACUUUGCAGUAAUGCAUCCAUCAAAAUUGGUGGAAGUGUUUCCAUGUGGCUCCAAAUAGCAAGAGUCCUGUUUUCUUACGAGUGAUUCAUUUUACCUAAUUUAAAUGAAAUUAUUAAGUUAUAGUAUACAGUAAACUCAAGAAUCACGUCACAUAUUUACCAUUUAAAACCAAAUAACUUUAGAUUGAUUUUUAAUUGUACUUGGUAAAUGAAUUACAUGUAUUAGACUACAGUGAGGUACAGUAUUCCACAUUUCAAAGAAUAACUAAAGCUGUACCCUCCAUCCACCCAUUAUCUAUCCCGCUAUAUCCUAACCACAGGGUCACGGGGGGUCUGCUGUAGCCAGUCCCAGCCA